Molecule: messenger RNA, 1679 nt
Organism: Patiria miniata (bat star)
Lineage: Eukaryota; Metazoa; Echinodermata; Asteroidea; Valvatida; Asterinidae
Gene: pithd1
Product: PITH domain-containing protein 1-like
Exons: 6
Coding region: 67-693 (208 amino acids)
Cellular component (GO): nucleus
Source: RefSeq, a predicted model, not a curated record
GAAGAUUCGUCUGAGUUCAAACUUCAGAGGUUUACGUCGAACUUUUGUACUCAUUUUGUCUAAAAAAUGUCAGGGCAUGGGCACAGUCACGGAGGAUGUUCAGGGGGACAUGACCACGACCCGCCGGAUCGAGGGACGGAGUUCUCGCUGUACACAAAGAUCGAUACGGACCGAGUGGAGUGUUUGAAUGAAGUCACGAACGGAUCGGGGAAGCUGGUUUUUAAACCGUGGGAUCAAAGACUGGACACAGAGAAGUAUGUGGAGAGUGAUGACGAUGAGGAACUGCUCUUCAAUAUUCCGUUCACUGGCAACGUGAAACUCAAAGGAGUGAUUGUGAUAGGAGGGAAUGAAGACAGCCAUCCAGCAGAAAUGAGAUUAUACAAGAACCAGCCCAACAUGACCUUUGACGAUACGCGGAGCGAUCCGGACCAAGUCUUUGAGAUGCAGCGCGACACGUCAGGAAUCCUGGAGUACAACACAAAGAUUGCGCGGUUUUCCAACGUCAACCACCUCUCUAUCCAUUUCUCCAAGAACUUCGGAGCCGAGACAUCGAUAGUGUAUUACAUCGGCCUGCGAGGGGAAUUUACAGAGGCUCAGCGACAAGGGAUCAUGAUCGCCCAAUACGAGGCGUACGCCAACCCGAAAGAUCACAAGACGUCCCUAUUUGACAAUGUACAGCACGAGAUCAGUUAGCCUUCAGCAUUAAAAUUACAAAAUAAUUACUAAGCAAUCCAUGCAGGGCCGUCGCCAGAGGGUGGGGGGGGGGGGGUGAAACCCUCCCAUUACUGUCGGCAAAUCCAUAAUUGUCCGCAAAUUUGUGAGUUGAGGGCCUUUUUAUAUAUUUUUUUUACUGUUGUCGGUAAAUUAUGAAAUCUGAGGACCAUUUUUUUUAGGCUUGUCAAAUAUUUCAUUGCAAGUGUGUUGGCAAAUUUGUUGCAGUAAAUUUGAGGACUUUUUUUUUUUUACUUGUCGAACCUUUUGUACGCAAACUUGUCGGCAAAUUUGGUCCGACCCCCCCCCCCCCCAUUGAAAAUGUUCUAGUGACGCCCCUGAAUCCAUAAAUGAUGUCAAAUUAUGGAUGAUUCAUGUCCCCAAAUUGUGUUGUAUUAUAAAAUCACAGUCAAAAAAGGUAUACUUGAUAACGCAUGUGUGCUUAUAUAUAUAAAUGUAUUUGGAACCUUUAAAAGGCUACAGAUGUGUGAAGGAGAUGUUAAAAGUUUCCGAUUAAGGACAAUUAUGCAUGUAUUUGCAGCGAAACAUAUCAAUCAUUCAAGUUUUAGUUAUUCUCUGAAUAUCUACAGGGAUGCCCAGAAAGAAAAGGACUUAUCACAGUGUUUUUUUCUAGCACUCCAAAACUUCAUGUAACUGAGCCAUGCGAUGGAUUUUUUUAUUUCAAUAAUGAAAUUUUGUUGUCCAUCUUUAUGUCCCAUUCGCCUUCCUUUCAGUCUUCAUAUCGCAAUAUAACUUAGUGAAAUUCAUUUUCAUGGCUGCCUUCUAUUUUGCAGUUUGAGAAAAACUGAAUGUGUAUAUGGACUCAAGCUGUACAUUUUUGUGUGGUUGCAUGUAUUUCCAUAAAACAAAAUAACAGUGAGUGUUAAUAUAGCCAUUAAAAGCCCAAGAGGAAGCAAAAUAAGACCCAUAUGAUGGAUGUUAAAAUUUUUGUUAAACUCAUGUUUCAC